GGAAGUUCCGGCCAGGGCCUCAUCUUUCUUCAUAACAAAGAAAGUGGCAGAAUUGUGCAGUAGAGACGAUUACUUUUGUCUCCUUUUCAAAUGGAUUGAUACAGGCCGACUCAGAUUAAGUCUGAGGCUGGUAACAUCAACAGUGAGGACAAACCCAGCCUGCCUCUCUCCUUCCACACUGAGUCCAAACCUAAAACCUACAGACACUGGGUCCUAAUUGUGACAGUGAGCCCAGUUUGCACUGCAGGAUCCAGAGAUGGCAUCAGUGAAGUUGGAAGACUGCAGUCAAACACUGGAGCUGAAUGUCAACAUCAAAGAUGAAGAAGAGAAGAUUGGGAAAUCUGUUUCUCACGGUCACCUUGAGACAACCUCUACAUCCAGAGAGCAGAAGCAGGAAGAUCACAGAGCUAAGAGGUUUCACCACUGCCCACAUUGUGAGGAGAUUUUCCCAUAUCAAUCAAAGCUAAAAAUACACCUAAAAAAACACACAGGAGAGAAUCUAUAUUCCUGUACUGACUGUGAGAAAAGAUUCACAACAUCACAUUCUCUGACAGUUCAUCAGAGAGUGCACACAGGUGAGAAGCCUUACUCCUGCUCUGCCUGUGGGGGGAGAUUCUCUCGACGGAGCCACUUAAAGAGACACCAACAUAUACACACAGGACAGAAGCCUUACUCUUGCUCUGACUGUGGAAAAUGCUUCGCAACAUCAUCUGACCUAACAGUUCACCAGAGAACACACACAGGAGAGAAGCCUUUUUCUUGCUCUGACUGUGGGGGGAGAUUCUCUCAACUGAGCAGUUUAAAAAAACACCAACAUAUACACACAGGAGAGAAGCCUUACUUCUGCUCUGACUGUGGGAAAAGUUUCUCCCUAUUGGAUACCUUAAAAGCACAUGCACGUAUACACACAGGAGAGAAGCCUUACUCUUGCUCUGACUGUGGGAAGAGGUUCUCUCAACGGAGCAACUUAAAAAUACACCAACGUUUACAUACAGGAGAAAAGCCUUAUUCCUGUUCGGACUGUGAAAAGAGUUUCUCCCAAUUGGAUAAGUUAAAUAGUCACCAGCGAAUACAUACAGGGGAGAAGCCUUACUUCUGCUCUGACUGUGGGACUUGUUUCAGCCAAAUUGAUACGUUAAAAUGUCACCAGCGAAUACAUACAGGAGAGAAGCCUUACUCUUGCUCUGACUGUGGGCAGAGUUUCUCUCAACACAGCAGCUUAAAGAAACACCAACGUAUACACACAGGAGAGAAGCCAUACUCCUGCUCUGAAUGUGGGACGAGUUUCUCUCUACAGGACAGCUUGAAAUCACACCAACGUAUACACACAGGAGAGAAGCCUUACUUCUGCUCUGACUGUGGAAAGAAUUUCUCUCGACACAGCAGCUUAAAGAAACACCAGCGUAUACACACAGGAGAGAAGCCUUACAUCUGCUUUGAAUGUGGGAAGAGUUUUACAACAUCAAGUGCUCUGACAGUUCAUCAGAGAGUGCACACAGGAGAGAAGCCAUACUCCUGCUCUGACUGCGGGGGAAGUUACUCUCGACUUGGAAACUUAGAAACACACCAUCGUACACAUACAGGAGAGAAGCCUUACUCUUGUUCUGACUGUGGUAAAUGCUUCACAACAUCAAGUGCUCUGACUGUUCAUCAGAAAACACACACAGGAGAGAAGCACACCAACAGAUACACACAAGCCGAGAGUUUUGCAGAUUAAAAUCUUACGUUUUCGGUGGAUUGACAAUGGACCCGUAUUAAAGUAUCCUUUUUUUGGUAACAGUUCUCUCAAACCAGCUGUGAUUAAAGUCACUCCAUCACUUAAUUCUCAUUAAAGAAGUGGUAAGUGAAUUGGAUCAAAUGAAGAAAGUGUAGAACACUAUUGUAAUCCUGUUGUUUCUCACUGUGAGAGAACAAUGCAGAGGAAAAGGAGCAUUACAGAAUGUUAGCCUCUCUUUACUGAUCAGUGUGCAUCUUGUCAGUGUUGGUGUUUUGUUAGCGUCUACUGCAAAGAUAUUGAGAUGACCUUGGAUUGGCCCUUAGUGUUGAAUAUCCUCUUAGGUUUCUCUUGUUGAAACAAUGGAGUCUGAUGGUUGACUGGAUAGUACUGCUUCCCUCUGUAGUUUUCUGUUGGAAUGAGCAAGUACACACAGCAUGUAUGAGAUAGAGAUGGUGUGAUGAUCAGUUUUCAGCAUAUAUAUAUAUAUAGAGGAGCACAGUUAGCUCUGGAUAACAUGACAACAGCCUAACCAGCUAGGGCGAGUAAAAUGGUCAGUUGGGUGUCCUCUCAUUUGUGACUGGAUGUAGCUAGCAAGCAAGCCAAUUUUAGCCAGUUAGCUGUGGACGAUGCUGAAUGGGCAAAGAAGAGCUCUCCAGUAGGUACCAAAACAUUCAAAGGCCAUUUUCUCAGAAGUGAGGUUACAAGUAUCAAGUUAAUGGCCGAGCUGGUCGCCCGGCCAAACUGAGAUAUUGGGGGAGAAGGACCUUUGUCAGGGAGGUGACCAAGAACCCAAUGGUCACUCUGACAAAGCUCCAGAGUUCCUCUGUGGAGAUGGGAGAACCUUCCAGAAGGACAACCAUCUCUACAGCACUUUGCCAAUCAGCACAUGACUUCCCGCUUGGAGUUUGCCAAAAGGCACCUAAAGGACUCUGACCAUGACAAACAAGAUUCUCUGGUCUGAAUAAACCAAGAUUGAAUUCUUUGGCCUGAAUGCCAAGCUUCACAUCUGGAGGAAACCUGGCACCAGCCCUACGGUGAAGCGUGGUGGAAGCAGCAUCGUGCUGUGAGGAUGUUUUUCAACCGCAGAGACUGGGAGACUAGUCAGGAUCGAGGGAAAGAUGAAAAGUACAGAGAUCCUUGAUGAAAACCUGCUUCAGAACGCUCAGGACCUCCGUCUGGGGCGAAGGAUCACCUUCCAACAGGACAACACAGGGAUGGCUUCAGAACAAGUCUCAAUGUCCUUGAGUGGCCCAGCCAGAGCCCAGACUUGAACCCGAUCGAACAUCUCUGGAGAGACCUGAAAUUAGCUUUGCUGCGACGCUCCCCAUCCAACCCGACAGAGAUUGAGAGGAUCUGCAGAUAAGAAUGGGAUAAACUCACCAAAUACAGGUGUGCCAAGCUUGAAGUAUCAUAACCAGGAAGACUCAAGGCUGUAAACACUGCCGAAGGUGCUUCAACAGAGUAAAGGGUCUUAAUGUAUUUAACUAUUUUAUUUUUUUGCAAACAUUUCUAAAGACCCGUUUUUGCUUUGUCAUUAUGGGGUAUUGUGUGUAGAUUACGUAACGCAAAAUGUGGGAAAAAGUCUAGGUAACUGAAUACUUUCCGUGUGUGUGUGUGUGUGAUGUGGUUGCCUACCUUGUUCAGUUAAUAAAGUCAACGCAGUAUUAAGAUGAUCCAUAAUGGGUUAUGCAUAAUAAGCUAAUAGCCUCUGUCUCUUGUGCAAUACUCACCUGUGCUCUGCUGGCCUUUCCUUAAACCCUCCUUAGCUCUUGGACUCACAUUUCUUCCUCUAAUAGAUUAUUGGAAGAGAGAAGCAAGUUUUUUUUUUUUGCUGAAUAUUAAUUACAGCAGCCAAUAGAACUCACGGGUAGUUUGAAAGAGCCAACGCUCAAUGGUGGUAGAAUAUAUAGUAGUUAUUGAUUCACACCCAUAACCAUUCAAUCUUUGUGAAGAGAAAGCCGUCUGCAUCUUAUUGUAGUCGUAUAUUAUCUUAUUGUAGUCGUAUAUUAUCUUAUUGUAGUCCUAUAUUAUCUUAUUGUAGUCCUAUAUUAUUGUAUUGUAGUCCUAUAUUAUUGUAGUCCUAUAUUAUUGUAGUCCUAUAUUAUCAUAUUGUAGUCCUAUAUUAUUGUAGUCCUAUAUUAUUGUAUUGUAGUCCUAUAUUAUUGUAGUCCUAUAUUAUUGUAGUCCUAUAUCAUAUUGUAGUCCUAUAUUAUCAUAUUGUAGUCCUAUAUUAUCAUAUUGUAGACCUAUAUUAUUGUAGUCCUAUAUUAUUGUAGUCCUAUAUUAUUGUAGUCCUAUAUUAUCAUAUUGUAGACCUAUAUUAUUGUAGACCUAUAUUAUUGUAGUCCUAUAUUAUCAUAUUGUAGACCUAUAUUGUAGUCCUAUAUUAUCAUAUUGUAGACCUAUAUUGUAGUCCUAUAUUAUCAUAUUGUAGACCUAUAUUGUAGUCCUAUAUUAUCAUAUUGUAGUCCUAUAUUAUUCAAGCAUGUCAUUACAAUAAUAAAGAUGAGGACAACAGGACUUAUUUAACUGUUGAAAGUCAGGAAGGAAUGAAGCAACCAUAGAAAAAGGAGUUAGACUAAUAACAUUAGGGGAAACAUUAUGAAUCCAUAUGCAUCCGCCUACUAAUUAUACAAAUGUAAAAUAGGCUCUAUUGUAUUUCAAAAUGAUUAUCACAUUUGCUAGCUUAUAAUUGUAACUUUGUAGGCCGCAUGUCCUGCACCAGAUUUGCAUGUUCUCUCCACAGUUCAUGGAAUGAAAGAGGUGAGUAAUUCCAGUCCAGAUAAUACAAUAUAAUACAAACCACACUCAAAGAUUAGCCUACUGGAGCUAGUUUCAUGUAUUUACCCAAAAGAGCAUCGCUGCAUCGAUGGGCUUUUAUGUUUUUCUGUGUGCAAUGUGCGGCAGCCUAUGUAUUGGAUAAUGGCACAAUCAUUUGGGGCCCACUCCAACGACUCUAACCACAGUCCUAUCUCACACACCUCACGCUGCUUUGCACUGAGUCAGGGCCAUAACAAUACCAGGAAGAGGAACAGACUUGGGUCAUCUUAUCAAUUGAGACUGAUUAUCUUAGAGGGGGUGAGUGGUGACUCGGUCCAAAUUUGGAAGGUAUAAUAAUGUACUUGUAUUUGCAUCUGAAGCGUCCAGCGGGUUGAAUAAAUCUGGUUUGUGCUUUUA
Molecule: messenger RNA, 4894 nt
Organism: Oncorhynchus kisutch (coho salmon)
Lineage: Eukaryota; Metazoa; Chordata; Actinopteri; Salmoniformes; Salmonidae
Product: zinc finger protein OZF-like
Exons: 3
Coding region: 257-1717 (486 amino acids)
Biological process (GO): regulation of transcription by RNA polymerase II
Molecular function (GO): DNA-binding transcription factor activity; RNA polymerase II cis-regulatory region sequence-specific DNA binding
Source: RefSeq, a predicted model, not a curated record